Molecule: messenger RNA, 1611 nt
Organism: Symbiodinium pilosum
Lineage: Eukaryota; Dinophyceae; Suessiales; Symbiodiniaceae
Source: the annotation of a GenBank genome assembly
AUGACAAUCAGCGUGAUCACGAAGACCCCGGACCCGGAAACCUAUCUGAGCCUGCGGGCGGCCGGCGGGCUCAGUCCCUACGAUCUUGAGGCUGCCGGGCUCGGCCUGAAAAACAGUCUCCAUUGUGUGUUGCUGCUGGACGGCGAGACAGCCGUCGGCAUGGGACGGCUUGUCGGAGACGGCGGCCUGUUCGUUCAGGUGACCGACAUCGUCGUCCAUCCGGAUUAUCAGGGGCGGGGGCACGGACAGCAAAUCAUGGCGGCGCUGGUCAAGCAUAUCGAGACGGAGUUGCCCCCAUCGAUCUAUGUAAGCCUGAUCGCGGAUGUGCCGGCAAACCGGCUCUAUGAAAAGUUCGGUUUCCGCGAAACCGCACCCUCCUCGCUCGGCAUGGCCCGGCGCGGCCGCUUGAUCAGAGACGGUACCGCACGCGAGGCUCGAUUCAUGUCCAACAUUGCACAACGCAGUCUGGAAGGAGUUUUCUUGGCCGUUUUCGGCAUCGCAAGCCGCAUCUACACGCCCUUGCGAAGCUGGAUCGGUGCGGCGGUGCUGUGCCUGUUUGUCCUGAUGACGGCAGCAGUGGUGCAGGUGUUUCCGGUUUCGAACUGGGACAUGCUGGCCUAUACGGCCACUGCGAUCGAGCCUGAGACCGCCGAUGCGGCCGACCUGCAUGCAAAGACCUAUGCACUCGUGAAAGCAAAUGUCAGCGAAGGCGAAUAUGUCACGCUGACGGAAGACCGGCCCUACCGCAUCCAUCAGGCGAAGGAUGCGGACGCCUUCCAGACGAUGCUCGGCUUCUACCGUCUCAAGGUGCUUUAUGUCGAAACCGCGCGCCUGCUGUCGGGUAUUGCCGGCACCGUCGAGGCAUUCCGGCUGAUAUCACUCCUGUCCGUAUUUGCCGUUGGUGGCGUUCUCCUUGCCUGGCUCGGCAGGACAGGGACACUGAGCUACGGGCCCGUCGCAGCUGCGUUUCUCAUGCUUUGCAGUUUCGGCUAUGCGGCACAGCUCGUUUCGCCGGACCUUUACGCCACCUUCUUCCUGUUGCUGUCAGCUUUCUUCUUUCUGGAAAAAUGGGAUGUGCCCGCCACGCUCGCGCUUGUCUGCGCUUUUCUGGUGAGACCGGAUCACCUUGCCUUUGUCGGCGUGUUCUUCGUGUUCGCGGCUGUCUACGGGCCUGGACGUUGGGCAAUGUCGGCCUGCUUUGCAGCGUGUCUCGGGAUCUAUGUCUGGCUGACGCGCGGUGCGGAUCACCCCGGCUGGUGGGUGCAUAUGUGGUUCACGCAUAUCGAAUACGUACCGACGCUGAAGGAUUUCGAUCCGCCCUUUUCCAUCACAGCCUAUGUCGAGAUGCUCGUCCGAUCGACGGUCAGGGCAGUCAUGGGCUUUACCUGGAUUGCUGUCCUGUUCGGGCUGGUCGUCUUUUUUGCAAAGUGCAUUUCUGCCGACCGUCUGGAUCUCAGAUCAAGGGUACUGCUCUAUGCGGCCUUCACCUCGAUCUGCGCCAAAUACGUCGUUUUCCCGCAUUAUGAAACGCGCUUUCAUCUGCCCUAUCUCGUGAUCAUGGGCAUGAUCCUGCUUGUCGGCUGGCACCGGCAGCAAACCGCCGCGCAAUAG